Messenger RNA from Salvelinus sp. IW2-2015, 2151 nucleotides. RefSeq names its product secretagogin-like. The record is from RefSeq and is a predicted model, not a curated record. Gene Ontology annotation, molecular function: calcium ion binding. Gene Ontology annotation, cellular component: synapse; cytosol; dendrite. Bases 152 to 970 code for a protein of 272 amino acids. Lineage: Eukaryota; Metazoa; Chordata; Actinopteri; Salmoniformes; Salmonidae. The transcript has 11 exons. Gene Ontology annotation, biological process: regulation of long-term synaptic potentiation; regulation of presynaptic cytosolic calcium ion concentration.
UAAACUGAACUACAGGGAGGAAACAUCAUCAAUAAAUGUCUAGAAAACCUCAUCAGUCUUUGCGYGAAAUAGACUUAUACACACGGAUAAAACUCUAUCUUUUCACAACUAACAUUUUGGAUUCACGCUGGUGUAUUGGGCACGCAUUACCAUGGACAGCGCUUUUGACAACCUGGAUGCUGCAGGCUUCCUACACAUAUGGCAACAUUUCGAUGUUGACAAUAAUGGUUAUAUUGAAGGAAAGGAGUUGGAUUACUUUUUCAGACACAUGAUGAAAAAACUUGGGAUGAGUGAUGAAAUAACYGAUGACAAAGUUAGAAGAAUGAAAGAAAGGUUCAUGUCAGCUUAUGACACCACAGCUGAUGGUCGCCUGCAAAUCCAAGAGUUGGCCACCKUGAUGCUACCGGAGGAGGAGAACUUCCUACUACUGUUCCACAGAGAGACGCCAUUGGACAACAGUGUGGAGUUCAUGAGGAUCUGGAGAAACUAUGACACUGACAGCAGUGGAUACAUAUCAGCUAUAGAACUCAAGGGUUUCCUGCAGGACCUGUUCCUCCAGCACAAAAAGACCAUCUCCCCCAACAAACUGGAGGAGUACACCAACACCAUGAUGGAGAUGUUUGACAAAAACAACGAUGGCAGGCUGGAUUUGAAUGACCUAGCCAGAAUCCUGGCUCUAAAAGAGAACUUCUUGCUGAAGUUUGACAUGAAUGCUUGCAGUCAAGAGGACCGGAAGAGGGACUUUGAGAAGAUAUUUGCUCACUAUGAUAUMAGUAAGACGGAUGCUUUGGAGGGUCCAGAGGUGGACGGCUUUGUCAAAGACAUGAUGGAACUGGUCAAACCUACCAUUAGUGGAACGGACCUGGACAAGUUCCGCAAGCUGCUCCUGGGUCACUGUGACAUGAACGGUGAUGGAAAGAUUCAGAAGAAUGAACUGGCCCUGUGCCUCGGCRUGAAAUACUCCAGUUAAUAGUACUCCAAAGGAAGAAUGACAGACAUUUUCAUUACCCUAGUUAGCACCACAGGCUAACCGCUAACUCACUGAUAGCACGCCGCAAUGCCAUAGCUCAUACCUUUUGGACAACCCAAGAGCAUUGCAUGAUGGUUGGUUGAAAGGAAGUUGUUGCAUAGYGUAGACCCAUUGGGGAAUUUAUUUUGUGAUCCUUCAUUUUGUUUGACUGGAUCUGUUUUGAUGACAAUUAUGAUUAGCUUUGAGAGUGUUUGUGUGUGUGUGUGUGUGGUCCAUGCACAUUGCAUACGCCUAUAACUUGCAGAAAUGUAGUGGUGAUGUAAGUCUUUUGGGACGGAAGUUGUAUUGGGAUAUUUGUGGGAUAUAUGUUGACUUUAUUACCAUGAUGGCUGCAUUUGCUUURCAGAACUGUAAUGUUUUUGAUGUGCAAGAAAAUAUGAUGAAAAUAACUGUCAUUAUGGUUUGACAUUUCACCUAGUUUAAAUGGUAUUGGUAGACAACAUGUAAUGCAAUACAGUGUAUGAUAUGAACCACAAUCUCUGUGUCCCUGGACAUCUCCAUGUUUCUCCAUUCUGUAAGAACAGUCUGCAAUCAUAAGCACAUACAGCUCUGUUAAWGAACAAACUAUUUAUAUAACCAUAACUCAAUUAGUAGUACAUUUAUGAUGUAUACCCAUUGUAUCAGAGCAGKCAAUGCUGUGAGCCUUGGGCACAAAGGAAAUAUUGACCCGCAGCCGUGAUGAUGCCCGGGCUUCCAUUCUCCAUGAGCUCAGUCCUUUCAUGCAAUAAUGGAUUUUCACAGAGUUUCAUUGCUUUAAUGCUUGGUAACCAGAGCAUUUCAAAAGCACAACAGACAAAAUGCRAUGGAAACGGAUUGAACAGCAACUCAAAGCACCCAUGGAAGAGAUAUACAAAGCAAACACGGUCGGUAGUAAGUAGACCAGUAUGGCUUUAAAAGCUUUUCAUGAGUUCAUUGGGCACUGUGUUAUUCUGUGAAACCAUAGUACACUGUUAUUUGUGUCUAGUUGUAGGCUGAUGUCAUUGCUAAAAGCCCCACCAGAUGCCUGCAUGAUUAUGGCAAGUGAAGUGUCUCUAACUUAACAGCUGCUCACCAGCAGGACCAUUACAGAGGACUGCGGUCAAGAGAAUAAUUAUUGUGCCACUUGCUGUGCCUUCCUUGAA